This is a messenger RNA of Plenodomus lingam JN3, 447 nucleotides long. RefSeq lists its product as uncharacterized. Lineage: Eukaryota; Fungi; Ascomycota; Dothideomycetes; Pleosporales; Leptosphaeriaceae. The record is from RefSeq and is a predicted model, not a curated record.
AUGACUUCCUCCAACCCCCACAACUUCGCCAACCUCCCCAAAGACGAACUCAAAGAAAUCGCCGCAAAAGGUGGUCAUGCCUCCCACGGCGGCCACGGCGGCCACAGCAACACUUCGUCUACCGGCACCGCCGACCGCAAUCCCGACGGCACCUUUAAAAAGGGCUCUGAGCUUGCCAGCGAACUCGGUGCUCAGGGCGGCCACGCCUCCCACGGCUCCUCCAACACUGACGGCUCCUCUGGCCAGCCUGGCCGCAAUCCCGACGGCACCUUCACCAAGGGUUCCAAUGUAGCCAAGGAACUAGGUUCCCAAGGCGGUCAUUCAACGCACGAUGGCCACGCAACCACAGGCGCAGAGGACAGCGGCCGCAACCCCGACGGCACAUUCAAAAAGGGAAGUGAACUUGCCCAUGAACUUGGUGUCAAGGGCGGCCAUGCCUCCCACUAG